Molecule: messenger RNA, 1499 nt
Organism: Bipolaris maydis ATCC 48331
Lineage: Eukaryota; Fungi; Ascomycota; Dothideomycetes; Pleosporales; Pleosporaceae
Source: RefSeq, a predicted model, not a curated record
ACCUUGAUUGAUGUGGAUUGACGUUGUCACUGAGGAAAUCAGGCGUUCUUUUCAAUCUCUCCGUUGAACGGAUACACUCUUUUCGGUCCAUAGUCCUGGAGACACUCCUUUUCCUUACUUUAUUUUCUUGUCAUAUCUGCACUAUUGGUCACUUGGCGUGUGUCUAACAUUAUCUAAUACUUGUUUAUUACUUUUAUCAUGGCUCGCUAUCAACUGAGGCGGCCGACGCCAGUCUCCAUCUUCCCCAGGCACUCGCGACGUCAAGAUGGUGCUGUAACUACUAUGCCCCUUCCGGAGAGGCAGAAAGAGGAGGAUGAAGGACCAGAAAGCCCAGACUCGCCAUUCAGCAGCCCUUCAACAGUUGGCGGCGGGUCAUCCUCAAGUGAAGAUUCAGAAUCCGACGAUGAUGAAGAGCCACCCUCGCCGAUGAAAUCCGGUGCAUCAUCCCGACCCGUCCAAACUCUCGGUCCUGAUCCGACCAUGCCACCCUCUCUAUCGAGCACCGCGACAGGUGUGCCCGCGUUACAAGUCACCACAGAAGCAGCUCUAUCAUGGGGCACCGGCACUACGUUAGAAACGACGACUCUUCCUUCCACAACAUCUCUCCCAGGGGACAGGAUACAAAGCGACAGGCAAAAGGAUGCUUCACCGACAGCUUCCGUGUCUCUUUUUCCGCCUCCUCCACCUCCGCCUCCGCCUCUAUCAACUGCAGAAGCGGAAAUGACGGGUGAAACCAGCGCUGCGGAAAGGUUGCCAGAAGAACAGACGCCCAUAAUGACAAAACAAGCCAUGGUAGCAGCAAUCGUCCUAGGUGUACUUGGUGCCCUGGCCCUUCUCGUUGCUGCCAUCGUCUUUAUCAAGCGCCGCAAAAGCAAGCAAUAUAACCGCCAUGUGUCCAUGCAAGACGAUUCUUUCAAUUCAUCCAUGGCACAAGCUCUGCGAGCUCCGGAGAGCGCACACGCAGGUACUGCAUCGUCAAUAUUCGCGCGUCUACAAGGGGCCAGUAACGGUGGUGCAGAGGGUCAUUUGACCCGCUCAACAGACCGCAGUAACACUCUGUUUGGCCCAGGUGAAUAUUUGCGCCCAGAAACAGUAUCCACAGACCGUAGCGGCUCGCGCAUGGAGCCUCCAACACCCAAUCCUUUUGCCGAUCCUCAGCGUAACAAGGCAUAUGACAUGCUUCACAACAGGCCGAGGAGCACAACGCUUACAGAUCGAGGUAGCUGGAGGGAAAAUCCCUUCAAGAACCCAGAGAGUGAUCGAUUCGAUCCAUUUGGCGAGCUCAAGGAGAAGGCCCGGAGGGAGAGGCUGCGUUAUCUGGAAGAGGCUAAACGGGAGGCGGAGCUGCAAAGGCAAUUGCAACAGAAAGAAGCCAUGGGACUGCGACCAGAUGAUAUGCCAUGGGGCCACGACAAUGGAUACAGAUGAAAGCGCGCACGCAUAUGGGAGUCCAAUGUAUUUAUAUAUCCUCAAUUGCUAAUGGGACUGCCAUUUGGUCA